AUGGCAUUGUCACGCCUGCCCACCGAAUUAAUCGAGCACAUAACCACGUACCUCGAUCUCCCAUCCAGUCGUUCACUCCGCCUCACCAGUCCAUCUCUGAGCAAACAAACCUUCCAUGUAUUCAAAGAUCGUUUCUUCCGCCAACACACCCUACAAUGGACUGAGGCCGCCUUUUCUAGAUUACUAGAAAUAACAUCGCAUCCGCAUUUCGGCAACGCCAUCCAGCACCUCAUCGUAGACGCCACACCUCGCCACUCAAUCCACCUUUGGCAAGCACAAAUACGGAUCGCAGAAAAACAAGGUAUUGCUACGCCAUACGGUACCGCAUCAGCUACCCGCGAUCUCGAAAUCCAAUAUAUCGCCGAUUACACAGUGUCAGAGGAAGUAGCCAAGUUCUUCAGCGAAACGAGAUUCGAUCGCAAGAGCCUGGUGACUAUUUUCGAGAGACUUGAGCAACUGGAUUCUAUCACAUUUGCAUACGAUGGCAUGCACGAGAAAUACGCAAAGUUCUGUACUCGGUAUUGCAAGAGCAGCCAGCAGGAAAUGUCGCGGCCAUUCGUCUCGACAAUGUCUGCGAUCGCGGAAUCGAAAUUGCAAGUCCGACGUAUUCAGGUAGACAGCGACAGAUCCUUCGGCGCAGUCAGCAUCGGAAAGCUGGAAACUCUGGCCCCUUCGCUCCGUCAUUUCGACUACGCCUUUGAGAAGCUGGAUACGUUACAACUGCAUCUUCGCGAUCUGCGCUCUUCGGUCUCUGGCUUCGAGAUAGACACCAUCCGCGCGCCAUUCGUGGUACGCUUCCUAGCCAAGGCACGGAAUGUACGAAGACUUGAACUGAGCUGCUACAGCAUCUUGGAAAUGGAUGUAUUUGGGGAAAUGGCACGGCAUUGUCACUUCGAAAAGUUGGAACAGUGUAAAUUGUCCGUCAUGAGGAUCAUGAAUGGCGAUGACCUGCUCACGCUCUUGAAGCCGGCAGAGAACACACUGAGAUCGCUGAGUCUGAGGUACAUCAUGAAUUCGGAUCCCUACAACACAUGGUGGCAUAUUCUGAGCCGUGUUGCUAAAGAGGAGGAUGUGUUGCCGCGGGUAGAUCAUCUACAUUUAGGGUGUUUGAUUUCAGAUUCUAGGCGCAGGGUGUGGAUGAAUGAACUGCAGGUGCAGAGCUUUACUGGGGAUGAUUGGCGAGAGCGUCUUUCUGAUGCUCUUGGUCAGUACAAGACAAAAGCAGCAGAUUCGUCAUGGAGUCUGGGCGCUCUUGCAUAUCCGUUUGUUGGGUUGAGCGUGUGA
Molecule: messenger RNA, 1284 nt
Organism: Alternaria ventricosa
Lineage: Eukaryota; Fungi; Ascomycota; Dothideomycetes; Pleosporales; Pleosporaceae
Exons: 1
Coding region: 1-1284 (427 amino acids)
Molecular function (GO): protein binding
Source: RefSeq, a predicted model, not a curated record